UAUCUUAACAUGAGGGGUCCCUGGAGCAUCAACUCCUUCCUAUCGCCACGCUCCCUCAACCUCCCGCGAAUCGAGUGUCAACAAACAGCGUCCGACGUCCGUUCAACUUCAAAAUGCCGCUGCCCGACCUGACAGAGGCACUACACCGUGAUAUCAUCAACAAGAGUAAAACAGCAUUCAACCAGGUUAUUGAGCGGUACAUUUCCCUGGCACACGGACUUCCUCCUCCACUAGAUGAAUGUCCCUACCAGUCCCCACACAACAGCAAAAACAAACCAAGUUCAACUUCCAUAUUACCCCAGAAGAACCUUUCUAGGACAGGUGCAACCAUAAAAACCAGCACUGUCUCCCCAGCCAUCUCAUUAAGGCAAGAUUCAUGUUGUGUUGAGGAUGAUCUUGUUAAAGAGGUGGAGGAAUCACUGCAGAGGAGGAAACAACAGCUCGGGUUAAGUGAUGACUUUAUAUAUGAGGAGAUGGAGGAUAAUGAGGUUGAUAAGGAUGACCCCACUUGGGAUGGGUCUCAUCACCAUUCCAGAGUGAAUUUACCCAGCAGAUUGCAUAAAAAGAGGGGAAGAAAGAGAAAACUGACUGAUAAUCUUAUUACAAAUACAGUGGGGUCAUCUGAUAAAAACAAGUCUCGAAAGAAAACACAAGCACCUGUGGAUGAAGUAAGCCUUGCCCAAAACAAAGCUGCUGAUUUGAGGCAGCUUUCUUUGCAGUACAGGCUUUCAGAUGUGAGCAACUUGCCAAAAAGAAGAGGUAGACCUCCCAAAAGAAAGUCAGUGCUGGAGGUGAAUGAUGAGGGCAAUAUAUCAAGGAAGAGGGGUAGACCACCCAAACGAAAGUCAUUGUUGGAGGUUAGUGAAGAGGGUAAUAUAUCAAUGAAGAGAGGUAGACCGCCCAAGGCGAAAUUGGCGGCAGAGAGUCGAGAAAAUCCAAACAAGAACAACUCAAGGAAUGACUCUGGGUUAUGUGAUGGAAGAAAAGAACCCAAACAGAGAGGCAGGCCACCUAAGAAGAACCAAACAUUAAAUCAGAAUGCCACCGAGGAUGAAACCACAGAUACAAGGUCAGCUAAUGAAAGCAAAGAACCCAAACAGAGAGGCAGGCCACCUAAAAAGAACCAAACAUUGAAUCAGAACCCCACCAAAGACAAAACCACAGAUACAAGGUCAGCUGAUGAAAGCAAUAUACCACAGAGGAGAGGAAGACCAUGCAACAAGAAAGCAACAGGGACUCUAAAGAUCCACAACCAAGACUGUGGUGUAGUGCUGAGAAGGCUUGGUGGGGGCAGUGAGGGUAUCCAGUCUGUAAAUAAAACAAAUGAAACCAGGACAGUGUGCAGUAAUGGAGGUGCAGAAGAGGAGGAGCAAAGAUCUCAAGAGAGCAGUGAUGGUGUUGUGAAGUUGGUGCAGGAGGCAGUGGGAGGGUCUGCUGCUAUUCUGCAUAUGGUUCAAGAAGGGAAGAAUAUAAUCUGCCUCCUUGACACCUUGGACCCGGUGCACAUCAUGGUAAAUCAAAACUCGCCCAGUGAAACUAAUUCUGGCAAGGAAACAGAAGCAGCUACAGGACAAACUUCCAGAAAAGAGAAGAAAAAAGGGCAAGAAAGAGAACAAAGCACAAGAACUCAUACUGGCAAUGACAUGAAAACAAACACACAAGUAGAACAAACUGUCAGCAAAAUUACUAACAUAGAGAAAAGGAAAAAGGCAGAUCAAACAGCUAAAAAUACUACCAACAAAGAAAAAGAGAAAAAAGCCAUAGAAAAACAGCAGACAGUGGAUAAGAGAGCAAGGAGUAGCACAAGAACUGAAUCCUCACCCCCUCAUAAGGCAAUGCAACAGUCUGAGUCAACUGUUGAACAUCCUACACCAAAAAAGAGGGGACAGAAAAACAGCCGAGAAAGUGAGCACAUCUCCAAAGCUGUCAAGUCACCGAAGAAACAAAGGAAUGAGUCAAGUGUGCCCGCCAAGGCUUCUGUUGCAACACACCUAGCCAGUGAUGCCAUGGUGUCACCUGGGCAGAAUAGCGGCAUGGUUCCCAGCAGUGAAGGCAAUGUGCUGAAGAGAUUACAUGUUGAUCCAGAUGCAGGAACAGAAAAAGUUACAGGUCAGUUUAUGCAGCAUGAACCUCCUAACACCAGUGAGUCACCAACCAAUCAGCCAAAAAAAGCACGUGACUUAGAAGUCUCUGACAGAAGUCUUUCCAAAUCCAACACAGGGCUGUCAGAUGAAUCUACAAGAGAAAAUUCAGAGACAAAAAGAAAACUUGGUUCCGACGGGUCAGAGUCAGAGUCACAGGAUGAAGACGGAUGGCUUACUGAUAGUGAUGAAGAUGACAUGAUUUCAGAAUUUAGUACGACCCAGAAAAAGAAGAGCUUCCUCCAUCGGACACGAGAAAGGCUGAAAAGAAGGAAUUACAGACCAAAGCACAGAGAGUCAGUGAGCAAAGUUAUAUUCGAUAGUGACGAUGACAUCCUUAUUUUGGAACCACCCAAGCCUGUGCCCAUGUCAGAAGACAAGAAAGACAACACAAAUUCUGAAAACAGCCAGAGCACAAAGGGGGUGCAGGACAAACCCCUCAUGGCAUCACCAUAUGUUUCCCUGAAGACCCAAAGAACCAAUAGGAGAGCUGCAGGUGGACACCAGCAAAGCCUGACCACUAGCAGUUCCUACAUCCAAGGCCUCAUCAAUAACUCCAUCAUGAAGAAUGUUCCAGAGAUGAUGACUUCGGCCUCAACCAGGGUACCGGUGGACGGUCAAACGAAGGAGGAACCUGACCCUGAGGACAUGUGGGAUCUCCUGCCAGCCCUCCCCCAGCGGUCCUCCAGCUCCCUUGCCACAAGGGCUGCCAAGACCAGCCUGCAAGAAUCUGGCAUAACGGAGACUGCAGCCGCUGCUCCACAGAGGUCGACGACUGUCACCAGCACCAACAUUAGUGAUUCAGGCAUCACAUCAAAGGCCUCCAAGUUAAUGAAGAGCUUUUGGACAAUGGACAGUGAUGAGGAGACAGAAGAUAAAGAGCCAAAAGACACAGAGUCACUCUUCAUGUCCACACUCACCUCGGCCUCACAGCUGGUCCGAGAGAGCACCGUGCUUCCCAACUACAGCUCCCUUGGCCCCGAGCACUGGAUGUCAGUCGCUAGAGCUAUGCAGAAGCGAAAAAAGAACUCAUUCCUGAGGCUUACAUUCCAGUAAAAAUGCUGUAUAAGUCUUACGGUAAUCUAAUAUUUAAUAUUAUGAUGUGUGUAGCUUAAUAUCGAUCACAGAAUAAUUUGCUCUAAUGGUUUUUAUUCACAAUUAGUAUAUAUCGCCUGCCUGCAUGGAGGGCGAUAUUAUUGUUUGUGUGGAUAUUAUACUAUAUUUUUAUAGUCAUUUGCUUUUAUGUUCCGUCUUUUACUUUAAAAGUUGUAUGUAGCUACACAUUAUACAUAUGAUUAUUGCUAUAUGUACAUUUAUUUAUACCUAUACUUAAAUAAAUAAAAUAAAAAAGUUCUAGUUAAUUUAUAUUUUUAAGACGUCAUGAGGUAUCUCAAACCUUUACCCAACCAGUGAACCGCCUGAAGCUUCUAGCCCCCGUUGUAAUUUGUGAGUUGUCAUGUGUCCUCCCUCGUAUGAGGAACCGUAUUACUUCAACCACAUAUUCCCAGUGUGUGUGUGUGUGUGUGUGUGUGUGUGUGUGUGUGUGUGUGUGUGAACUACCAACUAGUCUAACAAUACUACACAAACGAAACACCAAGACGAAAUGCUCGAACUGUUGUCUGUGAUACAACGGACUGGCUUCCUUGCAUUGGCCUGCCCUCUCACCGCGAAGCUGGCCGUGCGUGCUAUAAGUAGUCUCUCUGAGGGGCUGGAGGCUGACACAGAGUACAUCGAAGCAAGAAAGCCUUGCCAAACCACCUGGAGAACACCAAUACUACGUCCGGCAGCCGGCGCCACUGUUCCCAGGCAAACACCGCCAGAAGAUGACCACAAUACCCGCCGCCCCGCCUUUUCCUCCAGCCAGGAGUGCCCCUCCUGCACUGUGUGAGGACCCGGGUUACUCUAUCACGUGGUAAGCUGAUAAAAAGGUUACUUCAUAGUGCAAAGCGAAGAACUAAGAAAACUCGGGUAACGACUACCUCGUUAAUUGUUGUAGAGGUAUGCAGGGCCGUAGUUUCAGGGGGUGGGUGGGGGGGAUAUAGCACCCCCAGUGUUUUCUAAAUUGGCCUCGAGGUGCGCCUAAUAGUGCAUGCUUAUUUAAAAACAAAUACCCCCACCUGGGCAAGUUGCUUCGCUCCCCCCCACCCCAUCCCCCAAUGAACCUAUGAUGCCCUCGAUCUAUAGGCCCCCCACUCCCAACCCCCACGGGCAGUCGGCGCACAGUCCACCUAUAGCUUCACCUUUUUGACUUCUGUUAAAUAGUAGGCUACUACCUGAAGAAGGUGCGUGCGUUAACCCGAAAUAUCACUCUGCCCCUUGUACGUGUUCCUGGUAAAGGCUGAGGAGCCGUACGCUGUAGCUGCGCGUGGCCUCAGUGCACGUGAAGUGAUCAUGGCCAGGUGAAAGGUUUUAUCACAAAGGCAGCAUGCAGUAGAUGAUUUAUAGUGUUUAGUACGUAGAGUGGCCAAGAUGCCGACAAUUUCGACACUGUUGGAUGGGAAGAAUGUACAGUCGGACAUUUCAGUGAAUUUUGCAAUAUUUGUUGGUUAUUUACGGCGGCCGGUGUUGCGUUUCUGGCUGCGCUCCUAUUUCGGGCCGUCAGUUUUGUUUACAAUGAAAAAGGCGGAUCAUUAUGAACACGGAUCCGUGUACACGGGAAGCAUAUUUUGUUCUUUCAAAGGAAAAACAUUCUUGAAUCCAGUACAGCGCUAUUUUGUAAUAAGUGGUGGGGGGCCAAUAAAUAGCCUUCAUGCAAUGAUUCAUGAGUAAAUUUACGUGAAAUAUCAAUCAAUCAACCAUCUUGAUAUUUUCAUAACACAAAACUGUCUUGAUGUGCAUAUGCAGGCCCGUAAUUUUGGCACUUUUUUAGUGGGGGCGGGGCUAGAGGGCAUCAUAGGUUCAUGAGGGGGGGAGUGAGCAAAGCUAUGCAGUCGGGGGAUGCGUGAGAACAACUCUGUUAACAUAUUUUUCAUUCGCCUCUGAGCAUGCGCAGUUCGCAGAACAUCCAGGAACACGACACCGGGGGAUGGUUGUUAAACCAAAUUACAGCAAUAUCAUCAAGAUGUCUGCAAGGAGUUCAUGAAGGUCUGCUGGAAUAUUCAGACCUGAUAACGUAUGUCAACUGGUCAUAUAUCUGCAUGGGUAUACGAGGAUGGUGUCUGUACAACCAUUCAGAGUCUGAGGUAAUAUAAGGAAAGGUUCUCCAUUGAAGUCUUUUAAGGAAUUUAUCGCCUUUUCUUGAGGAUCGAGUUCAGUAGUUGCAUGCUACUUAAUAAUUAGAUGAGACCGGCCUGACCGUAGCAGCUAGCGUACCUUACUCGCCUGUUGUUGGAUGCAUUUUUGAAAGGAGUGGGUCAUUUUAGUAAAGUGCUGUUGCCAGAAUGUUAAAAGUUUUGAGGUCCUAAGAAAAUAGAGGGAAGAUGAGUAGUAGAAGUGGAUGGAUGAGGACAAGAAGACCCAGCAAACAUCGAAAGUCCGGGCCGAUACCGGCAAAUAACGGAACUAUGGCAUGAAGGAUUGCGUUUAUCGGGCCGAUAUAAAUAUUCUGCAAUCGGGCCAUAAGAGGCAAAUGUACAUCGGGCCAGUACUGUCAUAUCGAUAUGACAGUUUGGAAUAUAGCCUAUAACUACAGGGUGCAAGGGAGGCUACAAAGAGAGUGGCAGUAGGAAGGGUAUGAUGAAGGGGGUAGAAGUGUGUACUGAGGAGGUAGCCAAUGAGGGAGAUGAAAGAAAAGAUGUAAAUGAUUGCAGGCGCAGAUCCUGGACAAAAGUUGUGGGGGGGGUCAAUGUCAGGAUUUUUGCGGGUGGAAGGGGCAUUGGCAUUACCGGUUCGCCAUUCUCAGCAGUCCUGCUCCUGAAUAACUGGUGGACUGAGCUGAAUCAAUAGGCAUAACAGCCUGGACUUGGUGCAAAAUCAUUCCUGGGUGGCCAGUAUUCCUCUUCAGAUCCAAAUGAGACUGCCGAUUCCUCUGAGAAAAAGCAUUCAUGGCUGCAUGCGCUUUUGAGCUAGUUUUCCUGUAUCCACUCAGCCCAUUAGUUAAAUUAGAUGUCCCAUCACUGGAGCAAUAGGAAUAAUUUUAUUAUUGGCCAUAAGUCCUUGGAGAAAGUGGGAGAAUUAACCAGUCACCUCCUCAAGACGAGAAGUAAGGGCAGUGGAUGGAAGGGUUCUGUGCCCAUGGCAUCCUCAGACUAUUCAUGUGGUUAGUCUCGCAUCCUUACAUUACAACUUUCAUGCCUUGUGAAAAUAAAAAAAAGGGGGGGCUAUAGUGGAAGAAGAAUAAAGAUAUAUAGCCAAAGGGAAGGGGAAAGAGGAAGGGCAAGUCUAAACAAAAUUUCUUACCAGAGAUGCAAAGAUAAAGUCUAAGCAAAACCUGCUGGACCAGGACAGGGGCCUGAAGCAGAGAGCAUGCAUGUCCACUCCUGUAUGAGGCACCAAUCCUUGGUCCUGAAGCUCACCAAAAAAUUUCAGUUGUUGAACCACCCAGUUUUAAGCAAAAUAACAAUUCUGGGAAAGUAGGAAGCUAUCUGGGUGAUAUUCAAAGGAACACUAAAGUCAAGGAUUACGGAAACACACUUUACUGGUUUGUACUCCUUACAGUAAACAUUUAAUUGAGUGCCAUCAUUAAUAUACAUUUAUUUACAGCUUGGAGCUACCCAGGAUCAAGUGCACAUUAGUGUCACUUAAUGAAAAACUUCGUACAUCAGUCCCUGGCCCGUGUGUGGGUUAGUGACUUCAACUUCAGUCUCUGCCAUCUUGUGGUCUACAGCUACCUUCAAGAAUAGGUUCGAUGAAAAUACAACAGAAAGAGUCAAACCAGCAAGAAGGGUAACUGCCAAAAGAGUUCUUGGGUCCUCUUAAGGCACUGAACACAAAAUGCAGACGAAGGAAGGAUCCAUCAGGGUUAAUUUACAUAGGGAAAAUAAAUAAAGAGCCUUAUCAAGAUAACAAAGAGUUCCCUGGCUUGCAUAUGGAGUCUUGCACCCAAAAGUUUUCUCUUUGCAUUAGAAACUGCUUGAGCGACCUUCUUUGUGUGGCAGCUGCACGAUCUCAGGAACUAUCACUCUUGCAGUUAUAAAUGUUAUAAAAUAUAUUUUCUCAAAAUACAUUUCAAUCUUGCACAAAAAAAUA
Eriocheir sinensis (Chinese mitten crab) is the source of this 7268-nucleotide messenger RNA. RefSeq lists its product as uncharacterized. The record is from RefSeq and is a predicted model, not a curated record. Gene Ontology annotation, molecular function: DNA binding. Lineage: Eukaryota; Metazoa; Arthropoda; Malacostraca; Decapoda; Varunidae. The transcript is spliced from 5 exons. Bases 114 to 3197 code for a protein of 1027 amino acids.